Messenger RNA from Lotus japonicus, 2010 nucleotides. Its product is annotated as probable glycosyltransferase At5g03795. The record is from RefSeq and is a predicted model, not a curated record. Gene Ontology annotation, molecular function: glycosyltransferase activity. NCBI's taxonomy places the organism in Eukaryota, Viridiplantae, Streptophyta, Magnoliopsida, Fabales, Fabaceae. The coding region runs from base 247 to 1920 and encodes 557 amino acids. The transcript has 4 exons.
UGCAAAUACACGGAUUUUGACAGCAAAGUGUAGUGAAAGUGAAGAAACCAUUGCAUUUAUUACCAACAUUUCUCAUUCCCUGUACUUUGUUGUAUGCCAACAAUAUGACAAACCUCUCUGUUUUUACUCCUCUGUUUCUCUCUCUGUUUCUUUCUGUGCUAUAAGCAGAGAGAAGAUACCUGAUACCUCCUUACUUUGCAAUUCUGACAGAGUUGUGGGGUUCAAGAUUAAGAAGUUACUCCAAUUAUGGGUGGUGAAUAUUGGAAUCUUUGUUGUUCAUGGAGGGGUACUUCAAGUUCAAGUUCAGGGUCAUUUUCAUCCAUGAAGCUCUUGCUUUUCAUGGUGCCUCUUGUAUUUGUUGCUGGGCUAAUUUGUGUUAAGGGUCCUAACCCCUCAAGUUGGGUUCAUACAAGGAAACCACCUCUCUUGUUAAACUCUGUUACUCCCUCUGCUUCAAACAGUGGUGGUGGUGGUGUGAGCACUAUGGAAUUGGAGGUCCCACCUGUGAAACAGAAAGAAGGGUUAGUGAUGGAAGCAGCUGUGGAUCUUCAAGGGAAAGAGGAGAAAGCUAUCCCUGAUGACAACACUGCCUUGAAUCAGUCCUUUACUUCCACACUUUCAGUUCAGGACAUAGCAGUAACACCUCCUGAUCAACCUUCUUUCAAAGAUGAAGAAGGUCUCAAUGUCUCCCAAAAUUGGCCCAAUAUAGACCCUGUGAAUGAACCUUAUGUUCCAUCAGGGAAACAAAAGCAGAAGAGAAAGUACAGCAUCUUAGAUAGAACCGAAGUUGGCUUACUACAAGCUAGAGCUGCAAUAAGAGAAGCAAGAAAUGGGAACCAAACACAAGAUGUGGACUAUGUUCCUGUUGGACCAAUGUAUCAUAAAGCUAAUGCAUUUCACAGGAGUUACUUAGAAAUGGAGAAACAGUUCAAGGUAUAUGUCUACGAGGAAGGGGAGCCUCCAUUUUUUCACAAUGGACCUUGCAGGGGUGUAUAUUCAUCAGAGGGAAAUUUUAUCCAUGCUAUGGAGAUGAAUGAACAUUUCAGAACAAGAGAUCCUGAGAAAGCACAUAUAUUUUUCCUUCCUUUUAGUGUAACAAAUAUGAUCCGAUAUGUCUAUGUACCUGUCUCUCAUGAUCGUAGCCCCAUACAAAAAAUUGUGAAAGACUAUGUCAAUGUCAUUGCUCUAAGACACCCCUUUUGGAAUAGAAGCCUAGGAGCUGAUCAUUUCAUGCUUUCUUGCCAUGAUUGGGGUCCAAUGGCUUCAAAGGCUGUUCCUAACUUGUACAAGAAAUCGGUCCGCGUUCUAUGCAAUGCUAACACAUCUGAAGGAUUCAAGCCUGGAACAGAUGUUUCUUUUCCAGAAAUGAAUCUUCGAACCGGUUCAAUCGCUGGUUUGGUAGGUGGGCCAUCUGCAUCUAAGCGUUCAGUUUUGGCUUUCUUUGCUGGGAGGCUUCAUGGGCCUAUUAGGCCACCUCUUCUUGAUCAUUGGGAAAACAAAGAUGAUGAUAUCCAGGUUUACAGGUCCCUUCCAAAGGGUGUAACCUACUAUGACAUGCUGAGGAAGAGCAAGUUCUGCCUUUGCCCAAGUGGGUAUGAGGUUGCAAGCCCCAGGGUGGUGGAGGCUAUAUACACAGGUUGUGUCCCAGUGCUCAUGUCAGAUUCUUAUGUUCCACCAUUCAGUGAUGUGUUGAAUUGGAAAUCAUUCUCCCUUGAGGUUUCAGUGAAAGACAUUCCUAGAUUGAAGGAAAUUCUGUUGAGUGUUACUCCAAGACAGUAUAUAAGAAUGCAGAGAAGAGUGAGACAGAUUAGGAGACACUUUGAGUUAAAUUUUCCUCCCAAGCGAUUUGAUGUGUUUCAUAUGAUCCUUCAUUCUGUGUGGCUAAGGAGAUUGAACUUCAGAGUCCAUGAUGAUGAAUAACAUGUAUUAUGACUACUAUUGACUUAAAAUAAGUUUGUUCAACUUAAUAAGAGAGUGAUCUCUUAUAAAGAGAGACUUUUCCUUCCUUAA